CAAUGAAAUGGAAACCAAGUGAAAUCAUGAUACAGUAUGUCUUAUGAAGAAGAAAUAUCAACACUUUUUGCAAGGGAUUUGGAUAACUCGAGAGAAAAUGAACGUAAAAUUAUAGCGGAUAUUCAUAAACUUGCAGAUGAGAAUAGAGCACUGCGACGUUCUCUGUCACUAUUACAGCAAAAUGCUACCCUAAGAACGGCAAAAUUAAUAUCUGAACUUGUGAUCUGGGUAGACAAUAUGGUGGAAACUUUUCAGUGCAGUGUGACGAUUCCCGAAUCCACCAAAAGUGUGGGUAUACAUAAGGAAAAAUCAGCUUUUCGACCCAUAUCCCCAGCUUUUGAUGGUCAAAACAAGCCUGCGCCAGAAAUAAUAGUUACUUCAGCAUCGCAAAACCUAGCACAAGCCUUGUCUCCCGUACCUGAAUUUUUUAAACCGAAAAUCAUCAUACCUGAAAGCGAACGUCUGAAAAGCCCUUACGAUCUGUCUCAAAGAGGCGCGAUCUCAAAAGGCGAUUUUUUUUCUCAACGCUCAAUCAUUCCACCAACUUUUAAUCGAUUGGAAGUUAGGCAAGGUCCAUCUCGACCGAAAUCCCCUGGAAUUUAUAAAAGUAAAAUAUCCCAACAUGAGAAGCCAACAGUAGAUUUUAGUGGAAAUUGGACAGAGAAAACCGCACCAUUAAUUCAACCAAAUUUCCCAGAACACGAAGCUGUGCGGCAAGAAGAAUCCGAUUCAGGGUCAACGGGGAGGGAUGUAACAUUUCACCAAGAACCUUUCGAAGACAAUAGAUCGAAAUAUAAUCAAAAGGAUUCACAAAAAACAUUUCAAGGCAACAGUCAUCCACCCAGUUUAUCUGAACAGUCCUAUCAACAAGAGCAUGAACAGGAGGUGCCAAGGGAUAGGGAGAGUCAAUAUCAAAGAACCAAAAGUCCUAUGCCGAAUCAAACACCCAGAGAAACUUAUGAUGAAAGAAACAAAGGUCUCAUGCCCGAACAGAGAACUGGUGAUGGAUAUGAUCAAAGAAGAAAAAGUCCUAUGCCGGAAAAAAUAUCCAGAGAAAUUUAUGAUAUGAGAAGCAAAAGUCCUAUGCCGGAACAGAGUCCCCGAGAAAGAUAUGAUGAAAGAAGCAGGAGAAACAUGCUGGAGCAGAGAACAAGAGAAAAUUUCGAUGAAAGAAGCAAAAUUCUAAUGCCUGAUCAGAGAGCUGGACAGGGAUAUGAACAAAAAAGCACAGACCAAAUGUCGGAACAGAAAGUGAGAGAAAUGUAUGAUAAAAGAAGCAGCGGCCGACUCUCUCAACAAAGGUAUGUUGCAGAGCCAGAACAGAACAUACCGAUGAACAGGGAAUUUUUAUAUCAAAGCAGCAAAUUUCCCAUGUCCGAUCAGAGAGCUAGAGAAAACUAUGACCAAAGAAGUAGAAGCCUCGAGAUGGAGAGAAGAUACGAUACACAGCCUGGACGAGAAGAACCAAACAUCAUGGAAAUUUAUGAUCAAACAAACAAAAGUCUCAAGCCGGAACCGAAAGACAUGGAAGGAUUUAAUCGAGGACGUAGAAGUCCCAUGCCAGAACAAAAGGACAAGGAAAAAAUUGAUCAAGGACGUAGAAGUCCCAUACCACAACAGAGAGCCAGAGAAAAAAUUAAUCAAGGACGCAGUAUUUCAAUGCCAGAACGGAGAACCAGGGAAAGAUAUGAUCACGAAAGCAAAAGUCACAUGCCGGAACAGAGGGCCCUGGAAGGAUAUGAUCAAAGGAGUAGAAGUCUCAUGCCAGAACAGAGAGUCAGGGAAGGAUAUGAUCAAAGAAGUAGAAGUCUCAUGCCACAACAAAGAGCCAUGGAAGAAUUUGAUCAAAGAAGUAGAGGUCCCAUGCCAGAACAGAGAGUCAGGGAAGGAUUUGAUCAAAGAAGUAGAAGUCUCAUGCCAGAACAGAGAGCCAGGGAAGAAUUUGAUCAAGGUAGCAGAAUUCCAAUGUCAGAACAAAGCGUCAUGGAAGGAUUUGAUCAAAGAAGUAGAGGUCCCAUGCCAGAACAGAGAGUCAGGGAAGGAUUUGAUCAAAGAAGUAGAAGUCCCAUGCCACAACAGAGAGUCGGGGAAGGAUCUGGUCAAAGAAGUAAAAGUCUCAUGCCAGAACAAAGAGUCGGGGAAGGAUUUGAUCAAAGAAGUAGAAGUCCCAUGCCACAACAAAGAGCCAUGGAAGGAUUUGAUCAAAGAAGUAGAAGUCCCAUGCCACAACAAAGAGCCAUGGAAGGAUUUGAUCAAAGAAGUAGAGGUCCCAUGCCAGAACAGAGAGUCGGGGAAGGAUUUGAUCAAAGAAGUAGAAAUCUCAUACCAGAACAGAGAGUCAAGGAAGGGUCUGAUCAAAGAAGCAGAAUUCCAAUGCCAGAGCAAAGCUUCAGGGAAGGAUUUGAUCAAGAAAGUAGAAGUCCUAUGUCAGAGCAGAGAAACAGAGAAAUGUAUGACCAAAGAAGUCUUGCGCCAAAACAGGAAUGUUUUAAAGAGGCUACAUUGAAUGAACAGGAUGUACCGAGAAAGAGAGAAAAUCUUGAACAAAGGAGUUAUUCGCCGCAACAGAAAUAUGUCACAGAGACUAAAAUAGGGCAGGGUAUACCAAAGAACCAGGAGAAUUAUGAUAAAAGAAGCAGAGACUCGAGAUCUGAAAGGAGAGUCAGUGCAGAGACAAACAAUCUCUCCAAAUCUCCCACUCCAGAGAGAAGUCAACGGUCAGAUUAUGGAAUAGAGGAGCUGGAAAGUAUGGACCAUAUGUUAUCCGCAGGCCAGCAAAGAAAACAAGUUAAUGAUAACUCAGAUGCAGUUGUUCCACAGCAUGAUAGUUCCUUAGAGAAAAACCUGUCCGUGUAUUCGAAGUCUGAUCAAAGAUCGGUUGGCGAAGACCGCACAGGUCGAAAUGUAGUUGGAGAUCCUAUAGCUACCUCAACUCCAAAAACUCAGAGAGGUGUGGGGGAACCGAUAGCCACAUCUACUCCAAAAACCAGGGAAGAAAAAUUAGCAGACAGUAUUAUGAACAAAGUGAAUCCUCCAAUAAGUCGCCCUAUAGACCAGUUGAUUGGAAUCGAUCCCACGAUGACACAAGCGCGCUGGCUGAAGGCUGCCAUGAUAAGGAAGAACAAGAGACUUAUCGGAGAAAUCGCGUUUCAGAUGGAUAGAAGAAUCCUGGAAUACGUUUUUGCCUGGGAUUCAGGCAGCAAAAAUGCAAAGAAGAGGCGCUAUUAUGGCUUCAGUAUUGCCAAUAUUGGCUCUAUGAUUCAAAAAGAGGCGGUUCAACCAGAUGGUUCUAGAGAUGCCCGAAAAGAGCUAGAAAUGCGCAAACGGUUUGAAAAUUUGGUCAGAACUUUAGCUAAACUGGGAUACAAUUUGGAUCAACAUGGGGAGUUUUCACAAGACAUGGUCAAUAAGUAUGGACUGUUAAGUGGUCCACCAAGCAGGAAAAUGGUAGCUGAGUUAGGAUUGGAGGAUCCAAUGGUUUUGCGGGUGUUGUUUUCUCAGCUAAUUGAGGAUGAGAAGGAACUGAAUAAUGUGUUAGUUUUACUCGAUUGUUUAUGUUUAUUAGCAUAUGAAGACAAACGUCCUCUGUUCAUGUGGUAGUUAUGUGGUAAAUAACCUUGUUAUUGUCAUUGAAAAUAAAUUAAUUUGUAAAUGUUUUAUGUACUUUUUUAUUAUGAUCUUGACUUAGAAAAACUGAUGAUCGUUAUACAUUGUAUGG
Molecule: messenger RNA, 3718 nt
Organism: Saccostrea cuccullata (small rock oyster)
Lineage: Eukaryota; Metazoa; Mollusca; Bivalvia; Ostreida; Ostreidae
Product: serine/arginine repetitive matrix protein 2-like
Exons: 3
Coding region: 37-3600 (1187 amino acids)
Cellular component (GO): centrosome
Source: RefSeq, a predicted model, not a curated record